Cyprinodon tularosa is the source of this 1689-nucleotide messenger RNA. RefSeq names its product repetitive proline-rich cell wall protein 2-like. Bases 1 to 1689 code for a protein of 562 amino acids. Lineage: Eukaryota; Metazoa; Chordata; Actinopteri; Cyprinodontiformes; Cyprinodontidae. The transcript has 3 exons. The record is from RefSeq and is a predicted model, not a curated record.
AUGUCGUCGCUGCUCAACACUGCUUUGCAAUCCCGACGGCGGUCUCCUGUCAACAGCCGACCUGUCCGCGGCCUACCUGUCUAUAGCCAACCGGCCCACCUGUCCACAACCGACCCGUCAUCAGCUGACCGGCCACCGGCCCACCUGUCUACAGCCGACCCGUCAGCCCACCGGCCCACCUGUCUACACCCGACCAGUCAUCAGCCGACCAGCCACCGGCCCUCCUGCCAACAACCGACCCGUCAGCCCACCGGCCCACCUGUCUACAGCCGACCAGUCAUCAGCCGACCAGCCACCGGCCCUCCUUCCAACAACCGACCCGUCAGCCGACCAGCCACCGGCCCUCCUGCCAACAACCAACCCAUCAGCCGACCGGCCACUGGCCCACCUGUUUACAGCCGACCCGUCAGCCCACCGGCCACCGGCCCACCUCUCUACAGCCAACCAGUCAUCAGCCGACCGGCCACCGGCCCUCCUGCCAACAUCCGACCCGUCAGCCGACCGGCCACCGGCCCACCUGUUUCCAGCCAACUGGUCAACCACAUACCUGAGGAUCCCUGCCGACCUGUCCACGGCCUACCUGUCUAUAGCCAACCGGCCCACCUGUCAACAAUCGACCCAUCACCAGCGGACCGGCCACCGGCCCACCUGUCCACAACUGACCCGUCAUCAGCUGACCGGCCACCGGCCCACCUGUCUACAGCCGACCCGUCAGCCCACCGGCCACCAGCCCACCUGUCUACAGCCGACCAGUCAUCAGCCGACCAGCCACCGGCCCUCCUGCCAACAACCGACCCGUCAGCCCACCGGCCCACCUGUCUACAGCCGACCAGUCAUCAGCCGACCAGCCACCGGCCCUCCUGCCAACAACCGACCCGUCAGCCCACCGGCCCACCUGUCUACAGCCGACCAGUCAUCAGCCGACCAGCCACCGGCCCUCCUUCCAACAACCGACCCGUCAGCCGACCAGCCACCGGCCCUCCUGCCAACAACCAACCCAUCAGCCGACCGGCCACCGGCCCACCUGUUUACAGCCGACCCGUCAGCCCACCGGCCACCGGCCCACCUGUCUACAGCCAACCAGUCAUCAGCCGACCGGCCACCGGCCCUCCUGCCAACAUCCGACCCGUCAGCCGACCGGCCACCGGCCCACCUGUUUCCAGCCAACUGGAUGAUGUGGAUCCUCCGGUCGCUGUUGUGGUUUACGCUCGGCUGCCUUCUGGUGUCCUGUCAACAGCCGACCUGUCCGCGGCCUACCUGUCUAUAGCCAACCGGCCCACCUGUCAACAAUCGACCCAUCACCAGCGGACCGGCCACCGGCCCACCUGUCCACAACCGACCCGUCAUCAGCUGACCGGCCACCGGCCCACCUGUCUACAGCCGACCCGUCAGCCCACCGGCCACCAGCCCACCUGUCUACAGCCGACCAGUCAUCAGCCGACCAGCCACCGGCCCUCCUGCCAACAACCGACCCGUCAGCCCACCGGCCCACCUGUCUACAGCCGACCAGUCAUCAGCCGACCAGCCACCGGCCCUCCUGCCAACAACCGACCCGUCAGCCGACCAGCCACCGGCCCUCCUGCCAACAACCAACCCAUCAGCCGACCGGCCACCGGCCCACCUGUUUCCAGCCAACUGGUCAACCACAUACCUGAGGAUCCCUGGCCCUCGAGCCCUUCUUCCGUAUAG